Molecule: messenger RNA, 408 nt
Organism: Endocarpon pusillum Z07020
Lineage: Eukaryota; Fungi; Ascomycota; Eurotiomycetes; Verrucariales; Verrucariaceae
Exons: 1
Coding region: 1-408 (135 amino acids)
Source: RefSeq, a predicted model, not a curated record
AUGUACAGUUCGUUGUUAUUGGUCUGGAUUUCCUAUGCCUCAGUUACCGUGUGGCAUGAUCUGGACGCUAUCAUACAAUGUCUUGUUGUUGUCAUUGGAGUAGCAAUUCUCGCUAUGGGACUUCACCAAGCUGAGAAGAGGCAGCAAGGUGUACCUUUUCGCACAAGGGAGAGAAUCUCUACGGUGGAGGAAGGCAAGGCGUACUCCGAUGGCGAUGAUCCUGACAACGGCGGCACAAGCAAUUUAUUUGACUGGAAACCUGCAAACGGUCAAUUGUACGGCCUAGCAUGUCCCACGACGACUUCGGUCGAACAGUCAGUGUCUGACAAUGGGCCAUACGAGGACCGCGGAAGCAGUCCUGAACCAGAACCCUGGAAUGGUACUGUUGGGUUUCAGUAUUCGGGAUGA